Messenger RNA from Adineta ricciae, 882 nucleotides. The record is from the annotation of a GenBank genome assembly. NCBI's taxonomy places the organism in Eukaryota, Metazoa, Rotifera, Eurotatoria, Adinetida, Adinetidae.
AUGGCUGAUCAACCACCUCAACCUCCACGACCACAUGGUCCUCGACUCAGCCAUUUGCAUUCGGAACCUGUGCCGAUGUCAUUCGCAUCUCCGCAACAAUUAGCGUAUUUAGCAGCUGGAGGUAGUUUAUUUCCUCAACAGCCGAUGCACACGAUGCAUCAACCACGUAUGCCAAGAAUGACUGCUCCACAUCACAUGAACAUGGGACAUCAUCCAGUGCACCGAAUGCAAACUUCGCCGGGCACAAUGACGACGAAUAACACGAUAUUCACUCCUGCUGCUGUGCCACAAACAACAUCAGUAGCAGCAGCUGUUGCUAAUGGCCAAUCAUUCAAGUCAUUACCUCCGCAAGAGAUUGAUCUGACUCAAUUUACUGGUUUUAAAUUCGUCACGUUAGAUGGUUUACAAGAAGAAACACGAGGUGUUUAUUAUAAAAUUAGUAAUGCCCUUCAUUGGGAGAUGUGCGAUGGUCAAGAAAGUUCAUGUCUCGACACUAUUCAGAACAAAUCUAAAGAUAAACGAGUGUUUCUCGUCACAUCGGGCUCAUUGGGAGCUAAGCUUGUACCACAAAUCCAUGAACUACCUCAGGUCUACGCCAUAUAUGUUUACUGUGCAGAUGUCAAACGUCAUAAAGAAUGGGCGAAGAAUUUCUCGAAAAUACGCGUUGUCUGCAACGAUGAUGAUCGAGAACUUUUACCACAGUUCGCCGUUGACGUCGCUCGAGCGAAUGUCGAUUGGGGUGACGCUCUGCUCAAAGCUGGUACGCGUGAUAAAGCGCAAGAAAAGUAUCAGUUAGCAUUAAAUAAGCUAGCUGAAUACUCGCCGAAUCAUGAUCCGGCAAUGGAUGUUGAGAUCAAAGGAAAAUUAGAGCAGUGCAAAUAG